AUGAACAGGACUCUCCUGCGCACGCUCAAGGAAGAAGAGCUUCAUUCGUUGGAACGCAACCUCUGUGUCACUCAUGAAGAGGGUUUGGUUGCCCGCCGCUGUUCUUCAGCCAUACCACAUUCAGCCAUCACUCUGGCCCAGCAACUGGAGCAUACCAUGCAUGGGAAGCAGGGGGCAAAGUCCCAGUCAAAUGUUCCUCCUCAGGCAUGUGUUGUGAUGGAGGAGGACAAGGAGGACAACCCUUCCCUCCUGCAAGCUGAACCUGGCCGUUUAGAGUGGGACCCAGAGAUUGAGCUGUCAUCCUCCAUGCAGGCUGACAUCACGGAGAUGGAGCUGCUCAGCAUGAUGUUCUACCAGGCGGGAGAUGAGAUGUCCAGCUUUCUGUCCCCAACAUCUAGCCAGACUUCAUCUCCUUACCCCCAGAGGAGGGGGGCUGCCAGCCUCACCCCCAGCCCCAUGGCCUCUCCUCUCAGGCUCCGCAGGGCUGGGAGCAGAGUGUCGUCUGGUGGUUGGUCGUCUGGUGGGUCAAGUGUAGACAAAGAGGAGAGUGUCUUCUACAUGGAUGACUUGGACGGGACACAGAAGCAAGGCUAUUCCCUUCCUAACUCCCCAUAUCUGAAUAUGAGGCGGAACAUGUCUUGCCCUUCUUCACAGUGGACCAGCUUGUCCAGGAAGUGUGCGGAGGCAGCCCUCCAGCGCAGCAAGAACUGGCCCAGCAGUAGCAGGCUCUCGAACCCAGACCCUGGGGCUCUCUCUGUCCCCCCCAUCUACCUGAAUGGGGAGGGGUUGAGCCAGAAUGUGAGCCAGGAUGUUUUAGAGAUGUCAGAGCUGAUUGCACUGAGGAUGAAGGGGAUGAAACUCUCUGCAACUGUGAUCAAUCCCCCAUCUCCCAACCUGUCUACCUGGACUGAGAAGGUGAAAGAGGAAAAAGAUGACGAUGAAGAUGACGACGAAGAGGAUUCACAGCUGCAGUCUCUGAAUGAAGGGGCCACAUACUGCCAGAUCAGCCCCUGUAUCUGCCUCCAGUGCCCCAGUCUGCAUAUAUUCCCACCAGACCAUGACACCUAUGGCUGCCUGACUCCCCAAACCCAAGGUCCCCCCUUAUCUGCUGUUAGAAGCCCAGCUCUGAGCCCCAGGGAACAGGGGAAUGAGAGGAGCCAUGUGCUGGGCCCACGGUUCUCUUCACUACGGGCCAAGGGUCAACAGAGAGAUGGUGUUCCAGCAUCUGUUGCCUGCCCCAGCCUGACCCAGUGGAGAACCAAUGGAGAUGGGAAGGCUGAACAGAGAGUGGUAGAGGCAGAGCCAGAGGAAUACACCCUGUCUCAGUUCAGCUAUCAACCCAGCAGUAAUAACACAGAGGGGUUUGAGCAUCCUGACAUCCAGUUGGCCUGCCACAAUAUCCGAUCCCGUUUCAAUAGCAGCGGUGACCUCCUUCACCGUCUGUUUGUAUGCAUCUCAGGUGUUGCAGACCAGCUACAAAGCAACUACUCUAGUGACCUAAGAACCAUAUUGAAGACACUCUUCCAGAUAAUGACGACUAAGACAGUUCUUGCAGAAGAAGACAAGCAAAGGAAAGCAUCCUUAGGCCUGAGUAACAAGGCUCUGGAAGACUGUGCCUUGUGUAUGGAGUGGCUGUCCUCCUCCCCAUCGAUGGAGCAAGAUGUCCAAUGUGAAGCGCUCCCAAACUGGGUUCCUGAUGAGGCCUGUAGUGUCUGCACAGCAUGUAACGCCCCCUUCACCUUAAUACGCAAGAAGCACCACUGCAGGAGCUGUGGCAAGAUCUUCUGUUCUCACUGCUCUGCCCGCUCAGCGCCUCUACCGCGGUACGGCCAGGUCAAGGCUGUGAGGGUAUGCACCCACUGCUACAUGUUUCACGUCACGCCAUUCUGCCCCUGGAACAGCAACUGACUCAACCCUGGCCCUUAUUAUUCUAUCAAUCCAACUGUUUAAGGUAGUUUACUAGCUUAUCAAUUAAAUAGGCAUUCACAAUGUG
Molecule: messenger RNA, 1993 nt
Organism: Salvelinus sp. IW2-2015
Lineage: Eukaryota; Metazoa; Chordata; Actinopteri; Salmoniformes; Salmonidae
Product: lateral signaling target protein 2 homolog
Biological process (GO): negative regulation of epidermal growth factor-activated receptor activity
Cellular component (GO): early endosome membrane
Molecular function (GO): metal ion binding
Source: RefSeq, a predicted model, not a curated record